AUGAAUCCAGCACUGCGCGCACUCAAGAACACGAUCCGCAAGGACAUGCGACAGAAGCUCGCUGCCCUCACCCCCGACGAGAUCAAGCGCCAAUCCGCCAUGGUGACAGAGAAGCUCUUGAACAUGCCUGUCUUCAAAACCAGCCAGAAUAUCAGUGUUUACAUCAGCAUGCACGGUGAGGUCUGCACCCAAGAGAUCAUCAAGACCGUUCUCGACCAAAAAAAGAACUGCUACGUCCCAAGAUGCAAGGGCCCAAUCAUGGAUAUGGUCAAGAUUGAAUCGUGGGAAGAUUAUCUGUCCCUGCCCAAGAACAGCUGGAACAUCCCGGAGCCAACCCAGGACUACCCCAGAGAAAACGCACUGGAGACUUUGCACGGGCUGGAUUUGAUUGUCAUGCCUGGAUUGGCGUUUGACAGGACAGGAACGCGUCUUGGUCACGGUCGAGGAUACUAUGAUACAUAUCUCAUCAAGGCGAACGAGUACAACAAAAGUGUCGGUCGUCCACCCGUAGCAACAGUGGCACUUUCGUUGACAGAGCAGAUGGUUGACACCCUUCUACCCAGAUGCGAAACGGACAUCAACCCUGAGCAAAUCCUGCACCCUUGA
Messenger RNA from Linnemannia hyalina, 606 nucleotides. Lineage: Eukaryota; Fungi; Mortierellomycota; Mortierellomycetes; Mortierellales; Mortierellaceae. The record is from the annotation of a GenBank genome assembly.